UUAGAUGGAGGCCAAUCCAUCUAAUGUGGAACCUUCAGGGGCUAUCUGGCUCCUGAAGGUUGAGGACACGCCCUCAAGUUUGGAAACGGUGCAGUGGAUUCGUGUGUUUCUUUCCCCUCAGCUGCACAUUUCACCGGGAAGAGAACACAGAAGCUGAGAGUCCUGAAGCCUUUUUCUUCCUUCCCUUGUUCUUUUCCUCUGUUGUGAGGUUGGCCGUCGAGUGGAGCGCAGCCUGCCGCGUUUAGCUCCCUGUGGUGCGGAGACAGAGGGAAAUCCACCUGCCGGAGAGCGGACACACCUCGGGAUGGAUGCACUGAAAUCUGCCGGCAGAGCGAUCAUUAAAAGCCCCGGCGUCCCGCGACACACCUGGGGAGCUUCAAAGCAUGAAAAGUUGCCAGAAAACUGGACGGACACAAAGGAGACCCUGCUGGAAGGGAUGGUGUUCAAUGUGAAAUACCUUGGUAUGACUCUGGUGGGACAACCUAAAGGAGAGGAAAUGGCUUCAGCUGCUAUUCGAAGAAUUGUUGCAACGGCCAGAGCCAGUGCCAAGAAGUUUCGGAAAGUAACCCUAACAGUGUCUCCAAAGGGCAUUAUCAUCACAGACACAGAGACUGCAGAUCUAAUAGAGAAUGUCUCUAUAUACAGAAUCUCAUACUGCACCGCAGAUAAAACUCAGGACAAGGUCUUCGCUUACGUUUCCCAAAGCCAAUUCAACGAGACUCUUGAGUGUCAUGCAUUUCUCUGCCAAAAAAGAAAAAUUGCUCAGGCUGUGACCUUAACAGUAGCUCAGGCUUUUAAAGUAGCAUUAGAUCUUUGGGAAAUUGCUCAGGAAGACAAAAACAAGAAGGCAAGGAGCUGCUGCUCCUGUGCAGCCAAUGACGGAAAGACGGUAACGACAGAGAUGCAGUGUGUUCCGGCGGCCUCCCAUUCACACCUGCAGUCCCCAUCACAUUCGUCAGUGCAUAAGCCCACCAUGAUGGAGGAAAAGCCCCGGAGGCCCUUCUUCUCCGCUUCUCUUAGCUCGCCAUCACCUCGCAGUAACCCCACCCGGAGACGUCCGAUUAAACACGACUCAUGGGAUGUGGAGGAUGGAUUCGAUGAUGUUUUCUCAAGCAAUAUGGAGGUAGAAGAAGCAGACACUGACUGGCCGAGCCCCACUCCGAACCCGUCUCUGACAAUGCAGCUCUGAGUCCCUGGGAGGUCUCCGCAGAGAGUCUGUUGCCGUUCGGCAACAAUUAUUUUCAAUAGCACCAGCUGGCAAUAACUGCCUGUCAUAGAAACUUAACAGAAAGCACACACUGGUGCCCAAGACAGAAAGAAAACAACAUAUUCUACAUAGUCCCAGUCAGGGACGCAGUGAUAUUUUUGUGCAGAGAAGCCAAAAUAAGCUGACAUUAUAAAGGAUCUCCUUCUUGUAGUCUGCUUGCUAUAAGCAGUACACCAUUACUUACAUUGAGAUUCUUACAAACUACCUAGUGAAAUAUGACUCACUCAGUUAACAGUACAGAGAUGUAAGUCAAGAAAGAACAAAAUAUCUAAUUCUUAUCACAGUAAAAGCUGCCUAAAAAGUCUAUUUAUCACAGUCCAGAAAUGUGUUUAACUGACUUGCUUGUGGAAAUGGGAAAGCCCUUUAAUCCUUUUUUGGCUGCCAACUUCUCUGAAAGGAAUCCAAUGUUUGAAUCAUUAGAUGCUGGCCUGAUACUGAAUAUAUUACACUGUACAAGUGCCACCUAGAUCAUGUUUGUUUCUCACCAUGCCAGAUUCAAACCAUCCAUUGUUACUGUUCUGACUAUAUCAGCAAAUUGCAUCAAGUCUUGAAUGGAAGUUUAAGUAAAUGGAAAAUCAACCAGGAAGCUGGGAGCAAGUCAAACAUUUAGGCAACUAUGUCUUGAAGACAACUUGGGACUUUCUUGCAGAGCCAACAACAGUCCAGAAAGAGAAAAUAUUUGGUUGAAUGGACAAAAAAAGGUAUUGUUGAUGUCUGAGGUCAGAGGAGAAUUGGCAGACUGAUUUGAGGUAAUACAAAGGGAAAUAGUAGCUCAAUUGUUAUAACCAAAGUGUGUGGAAUACAAUCUCUGAAUCCACAACAUGGAUUCAGAUGUGUCCCAUUAGAGCAGGAGGGACUUAAGAUGGAAAACCAGGAGUCUACUCCUGCUGUGAGUUGUAGCUUUAGUAAAGGCUCAACGAAACGAGAUGGCAGUCUUGAUUUGAGAUGGGAUGUUCAGAUGGUAAGGUUAGAAUUUGGUGUGACAUUCUGAAGCAUGGUUCCAUCUUGCCUUGAUAGCAUUUGAGCAAAACCACAAAGGCAUUGAAUAAUAAUAAAAAAAACCAAAAAAACAUACAAAUAUAAUUUACCAAAAUUGGUGUGUGAAAUUGUGUCUUAAAAGUAAUCAAAAAUCAGGCUUAUUAAAACAUUAAAGCAAACUACUGACAUUUAUUGAUUUAUCUUUUACUUUUUAGGAUGUCUUAUGGUGUCCAACUUCUUUUUUUAUAUAUUAAGAGAGACCUUAAUAUAUUAUAUUAAGAGAGACUGACUGCUGGAUUCAUUAUUAAAUCCAGCAGUAGCUCCUCACUGGCAGGAACAGGUUGACAUUACAGCAACAUUACUUUCAUCUGUUUCACUGAUGUGUUUUUAAUCCCCCACAUUUAUUAUAAUCUCAUUUAUUCAGCCAUUAUUGUACAUAAAGAUGGUGUCAGUGUUAAAGAAAAGUGAUCAUGCUGGAGGAUGAUAAUUGUAAUUCCACCUCCUAUAAAGGUACCUAUUUCCUAAUGUUGUAUUUUUCAUUGUGGUGAGCAUAUUGUAUUACUGUAAAUGAGGUAGAAUCAGGCCUUUAUGCAACUCUUUUUUUAAAGCUAUUUAUCAUUUCUGAGAUGUAAAUGUGUGGUUUGUACAGAUUUUAAUGUGUGAUACUUUUACAGCUGCAGGAAACGGCUUUUACUCAGUCACAUGCACGUCAGUAGUCACAGAUUAAACUGAUGUAUGCCUUUCAAACUCUAGAAAAUACGGGUUAGCCCAAGGAUCUGUCCUCAUGAGUAGAAAUGAUUUGCCCGAAAUCUCAUUACAGAUUUAGACUGAGCACUUUACUUUUAUUCAUUUCUUAGAUGACGCUCAUUGUAAGAAGGGCAUUAUUUUGUCCCUGAGUGGGACUGAAGAGGGCUUUUCUCUCUGUAUUCAUGGCACCCUGACUGAGAAUAAUUGUGACGCAGGGGGGGUUUUCUUGUGUUGUUGUCAUGACACCCGCUGCAGAAUAAUUUGGAUGGGUUAUCAGGUUACGCCAUGGAGCUUAAUUGCAUUGUUAUAUUCCUGACUGACAAAAAUACAAGCUUGAAUGCCUCUCGAAAGAAAACUGUGUAUUUCAGAUACUGAGGAUGGCAUCCUGAGGGUCGGUAGAUGAUUUUUCAACUGUGAAGUUCAAGGACACGCAAUGUCAAAAUGUACAAUUUUAUGUAUUUAUUUCUUGCUCAGACACCUGCCAGUGUUUACUGCAUUUGGUCACUAUUUGGUUUCUAUAAGUGACAAUGGUCAGCUGUAAUUGUUGCAUGUAUGGAUUAAGAAGAUAAAGGAAGCUUCUUCUUCAUGGAACGUCCAUUGAGAGGUAAACAUUUCUUAAAUACGUUUGGUGCCUGAUAAAAUUAAAUCUGGUUUAAUUUCUGAGCCACAAUUCCAAAAUCUUUCAAAUAAACGCACCACAAAUAAACAAAACAUACUUCGGUGAAACAUGGUGGUAGCAGCAUCAUCCUAUGGGAUCCUUUGGUAUAUUAUGGUAGGCAAAAUUUAGGGUUAGUUUCACUUUUAACGGUAUGUGAACGUAUGCACGUUAUUUAUGUAUUUCCACCUUGAAUUUGGAUGUUUUGGAGCCAAAUUGCACAGGAUGUAUGUCACAAUAAAGUAAAACAUUUAAUGGGCACAUUUCUUUAUACAAUACAAAACUCUGGUAUUUUAACAGUGUUGUGAUAACUUUUGAGAGCAAAAUAUGGCAAGAUUUUAUCAAUGAGUCAGAACUAAGAUCCAGCAAAGUAACGCAACACAUUCGGUGUUCUUAUUCUGUGCUGAAAUUGAGUGGUUGAAAAUGAGUCCAUAAUUUCAGUCAGUCCCUUUUUAAUUGGGUUUGAGAAGAAAAUAACAUUUUGAUAUAACCAAAAUAUUAGAUAAUUUUGCAGGAAUAUCUAGAAACAAAGAAGCUAUUGAAUGGAUUAUGGGUCUAUACUAAUCUAAUAAAAUGAAUUUCACAUUGCCAGUGAAGUUCAUACAGCACAUCAAUAUAGGCAGACUUGCAGCAUAGCGUGAAUGCAACCGGUCCUUUGGCAUGACUCUGUUUCAUGUGUAGGAGGAGGUGGGGAGUCUGGGGGACUUUGAGGUAUAUAACACUCCAAACUGAAUCAGGAGUGCCCUGAAUACAAAUCAGCCCAUGAGGAUUUGAGUCCAGGAGACAUUUGAAGGUUGUAAUAAUGAAACCUGUUUUCUUUCGUUUGAGGUAAGAUUUUAUUUCCCCGAAUAGGUUUACAGGAUUGCUUUAUUUAAAAUAAAAAAAUAAAUAAAUGAUAAUUAAAAAAAAGGUGCUUACCCAUUUUCAAUCUAUGCAACUAGAGUUGUUUUAAAUGUUGUGAUGUUACAAUAAAAGCAGUUUAUGUAUAGACUGCAAAAAUAUUGUGUAUCUGUGUAAAACGUGUACAGAAUUUGGAAACCUAUGCUUUGCUACAUAUUUAUUCACAGUAAAAAACUUUGUACAAA
This is a messenger RNA of Gambusia affinis (western mosquitofish), 4732 nucleotides long. RefSeq names its product low density lipoprotein receptor adapter protein 1. The coding region runs from base 305 to 1189 and encodes 294 amino acids. The record is from RefSeq and is a predicted model, not a curated record. The transcript is spliced from 10 exons. NCBI's taxonomy places the organism in Eukaryota, Metazoa, Chordata, Actinopteri, Cyprinodontiformes, Poeciliidae.